UUAGCGUCACUAACUGGAUGACGUAAUCUCCCUGCGACCGCAAUCUGUCAGUACCAUGUGAAUGUCGCCGUAUAGCGUUAGCUAAUGUUUAUAUUUUAAGGUCCGAUGAGAUGUUGGAGCUACCUGCCUUAUAGGGAGACAGUAAUGGCCACCAGAUUAUCGAGCCGCUGGGUCAGGCUUCUGGGGAGCCAGGGUCCCCAGGUCAUCGCCUCGUGUCAGGCUCGCCUAGCUGGCCAUCCCAUCCCUUUUCUUGCUGUGGCCAACGCAGAGCCAUUGUGGGCCCGGGCUUUGAACCUGCACCCCCAGGCUUGGACAUUGUGCGGAAGGCACAGUCUUAGCACCUGGGAAGAAGAGAACCUCAAUGUUCCAAGGAAGACAGAGCUGGACGAGCUGGUGGAGAAGGCUUCCAGCCCUCGGGAAGUCCUGCAGCUCUGGGCCGAGCGAGGUGCCAAUGCCAACGAGACCGCCCUGUGCGUCAUUCAGCUGGCUCGCGUGGUCCUGGAGAAGGGGGACUCCGAGCACUCAGACCUGCUGCAGGACCCACGGCUGCAAACCAUGCUUGAGCAGGUGUCGUCUGAGGUACGCAAGGUGUGGAACGGCUCUCUGGUCAGCCUCCUGCGGGCACUCACCUCACUGGGGGUGGCUUCGGACACGCCUGUGGUGGCCUCCCUCCAGACGGAGGCGCUGUGGCGCGUGCGGCGUUUCAGCUACCGCCAGCUGGUGUACCUGUAUGAGUGGGCGUGCGGCCGGGGAGGCCCGCAGGCAGAGGAGUUGCUGGGUGCUGUUGUUAAGCAGCUGGAGUUGCGCUGGACCGAGUUGGCAGAUGCACGAACUGUGGCUGCUCUGAUGGCCCGGGCAGCCCACCUGCCCCCCUCGCUCCUGGACAGGCUGGAGGACAAGGCGUUGGAGCUGGUGGAGCGGUUCCGGGCGGAGGACAUCCGCAAGGUGGCGGUGGCUCUGGCGUCGCAGGGCCGGCGCUCCGUGCCGCUCUUCAGGGCCCUAUCCUACCACAUCCAGCAGAAGCCCUCGCACGAGCUGAAGGCCUCGCUGCUGCUGGACCUCGUCUUCGCCUACGCCAAAGUGAACUUCCAUCACAGCCAGGUGUUCCAGCGGAUCGCGGGCGACCUUGCACCCCAGGUCCCCCGGUUGAGCCCCGGCGAUGUGACCCGCUGCGCCCGCUCCUUCUCGCACCUCAAGUGGCUCCACCAAUCGCUGUUUGAGGGCUUUGCCGAGCAUUACACUCAGCACUGGCAGAAGUACAGCAACUUACAGCUCUGCAGCCUCCUCCUCUCACUCGCCCAACUCAACUUCCAGCCUAGCAAGAAAGAGCAGUUCUAUGGCCAGGUGCAUACUGCCCUGGAGGGGGCGCUGUCAGAGCUGGAGCCCUUCCUGCUGACUGACCUGGUGUGGUCUCUGUGUGUGCUGCAGCAGGCCCGGCCUGACUGUCUGCAGGCUGUACUAGACCCUGCCUUCCAGCUCAAAUUGGCAGGGGGCGCACCAUCGCGCGUCGCAAGCUACGGCCUCAAGCUCCAACACAUCGCCUCCACUGCCCAGCUCGAGAUCCUCUGCCCCCCGGGGGUUGUCUCAGACCCCAGCCGGGCAUCCCCGCCCUCCGCCCUGGACGGCCAGCCCACCCCCCUACAGAGCAGUCUGCAUGAGGCCCUGCGUGCCUUGGUUGGCGGACUGGAGGGGGGGUACCGAACCGGGGUCAUCACCGUAUUUGGCUGGACCAUAGACGGAGAGUUGGUCGUGGACUCUGACAACAAGCCCAUUAAUUUGCUGGGGCUAAAGGCUUCCCACCUGCCUGGGGGCGGGGGGGUCAGCCCACUGCCUCCGGGGGCCCACAGGAUCGCCUUCCUGGCCUCCGAAUUCUCCCACCACGGCUCCAAGGGCAGGGAGCUGCUGGGCCGUUAUGCCAUGCGACAGCGCCACCUGCAGCUGGCCGGGUUCCUCACAGUGCCGGUCCCGUACUACGAGUGGGCGGAGCUAAAGGACGACCGACAGAGAAUGGCCUACCUGAAGGACAAGAUGGGGAAGGCCGUGGCUGAAGACAUGGCCAAAUAGCGUCCCCACCUGACCAUGAGCCCUGUUAAAAAUAGGAAAAAAAUGACAUAUGGCACCAAUCAAGAACCAGAUCAUCCCAUCUCCGCUCCCCAGUCCUCCUAAUGCCUGCAGCCAUUUUCCUCUGGUUGCCUAGGCAGUGCUUGGGGGUUUCCCUGUUGCCAUGGGGAUAAUCAAGGGGCAUUCCUAAAUGUGUAGGCUGGAAUCUGCUGAGAGCAGGUGGUGUGAUGAGGGGGAAAGAGCUGCACCACAAUACAGGGAUCCUCACAUUCAGAAAGUCCCAUUUGCUCAGAAGAUUCCGGUUGGAGCAGCUCCGCUUUCGAAAGCUGCCUUUUUAUCGUCUCUUCUGCUGUCAGAUUAGUCAAAACGCUGCGUUGUGAUUCACAAUUAAGCGGCAUGGAAACAUAACCCAGCAUGCAAGGGGGUAGCAUCCCUCCCGAGACCCCUCCCCAGUCACCAUGCAUGCUGCUUUCAUCCUGACGGCCCUCUUAAUCAACCUUUUCCCGUUAAUUAAGCCAUAAUGCAGUGACAUGUGUAAAUCACAUUAGAAUGGACAGUGAACAGCAGACGGAUUCGGUGAAAUGUCAUUUUCAUCAUGUGCUCGACAUCCAUCGGAAUCUGAAUUAACGCUUGAACAGUUGAAUUCUACGUUCCCUUGAGUCUGGUUCCCCACUGCAGACCAGGGGUGUUUCUCAACACCAAGAACGCGAAGAUUGCACUUUGAUCUUUGCUAGACCAGUCUUAACUUGCCUUACAAAAACAAACUUGGGCGCAAUGCAUCAUGGGAUUGGUCUCGUUUGGCAGGAAUGCAGCCAACGUGUCCUUGAUAUUUGGGGUGGGUCAAGAAUGACCUUCAGCAAUGGAAGGGUAACGGGGAAGUACGCAUGCUGAGAAACACCCCCGCUGUCCGUGGGGCAUUUGCUGUCUCAGGGGUAAAGUAGAGGUACCAGGCCUAAAGCAGCUUGUUUUGGUGUAACAGAGUGAUGCUUGGCUUUCUGGGCUGACGCUCCUUCCCAAAGUCACACAUCGAGCUGUCUGUCCCUUUCAUGCCCCCAUAGUCCCCCGCAGAACUACAACAGCAGGCCCCAGCCCGAGCAGGAACUGGGUCUUGGCUGCCCUCUUUCCCCUGGGCUUCACUGAUUCGUGGAUCCCCCCCCCCCCAGCGUGUGAACAACAGGACGGUCAUGUACGCCCCUGGUGCGGAGCGGAGAAUGUGGUUUGCUGGACUCUGCUGUUGUUUUUUAUUUUUAUUUUUUGGUGUCAAAGUAAUAAACAUCACGUUUGUUUGAA
This is a messenger RNA of Brienomyrus brachyistius, 3351 nucleotides long. It is a transcript of the gene fastkd4, whose product is annotated as transforming growth factor beta regulator 4. Gene Ontology annotation, molecular function: RNA binding. The coding region runs from base 106 to 2064 and encodes 652 amino acids. Gene Ontology annotation, cellular component: mitochondrial matrix; ribonucleoprotein granule. The transcript has 11 exons. NCBI's taxonomy places the organism in Eukaryota, Metazoa, Chordata, Actinopteri, Osteoglossiformes, Mormyridae. The record is from RefSeq and is a predicted model, not a curated record. Gene Ontology annotation, biological process: regulation of mitochondrial mRNA stability; mitochondrial RNA processing.